GGAGGAGCCGAGAGGAACCAACGUCUAGUUUUUUGUCUUCCAUGGUGGAAAAAGGUUUCAGUGCCAGAAACGCCCCUCCUUGUCCUUUUGGGAGCCUGCCCUUUUAUCCUCCCCUCUCCCCACCGUCUCUCCUUCUCUCUCACAGGCAUUGGUGGUACUAAAAGCCAUCACAGACGUAAUACGUGUGAAUGUGCAUUUGAGUGAGAGUCUCUAGAUCUGGUUCUUGGGGGGCUUGGAGGAACAGGGAAUGGUUUUUGGGAAGAUGGGUGGCUUCUGAUUGAUGGGUUGUGCCCUUUCUUUAUUCCUAUAGGGUGGUCAGUGGUGGUCUUGUCUCUUCUUUUUCUCUUUCUUUAUUUUUUUUUUCUGCAUCUGUUUCUUGUUGAGUUGAGUUCUGCUUCCUCUUCUCUUCUUCUUUGUUAUCGAGUUUUUUUAGAUUUUUUUUUUUUUUUUUUGUUUUGAACUUGGGUUUGCAUGGUGCGGAAAUUUGUGUUUGUUUGGUGAAGCCCUUUGUUUAGGUUGGGAGUUUUGAGGUGCGAGUUUUUGGUAAUUGGAUGUUUUCUAUCUUGUUGUGAUGGCUCUGCUGCCUUUGUUUUUUAAUGUGUAUGUGGGGUGGUUGUUGGGUUCCUUUCUGGUUUGAUAGUUCUGAUUGUGGCAUGGAUGUGGGUUUUGGGUGAUCCUUUUUGGGGUUUGAGGAAGCCAUUCAAGUCUUACUUCAUUUGUUGGUUUUCUCUUGGAGGAAAGAAAGAUUGAUGGGAAGAAAUGAGGACGAUUCGGGGUGCUAUUUUUUAACGUCAUGUGAUUUCAAAAUUUCAUCGUUCAGUCAAUUAUUCUUUUUCUCUUUUUCCUUUUCCGAAUCUGGGGGCUUGCGAUAAUUGGGCGGUUAAGGGGAGCACAUAUAACGAAUUCUGAGUUUUCACUUCACCAUUUGCUAAGAAAUUUGGGGAUCCGGGGUGUUGAGAUUUCCGAUGGGUUUCGGCCGAUCGUGAUAAAUGGUGUUUCUCAAAGGCGAUGAGAUGAAGGCUGAGAAACUCAAGAAUGCAAUGCUGUCUCGUUCGAGGUUUCAGAUUUGGAUGAUUAGAGCCACCACCACCGUCCUGCUGUGGACUUGUGUGGUUCAACUGACAGCAUUGGGCGACAUUUGGGGCCCUAGAUUGCUCAAGGGGUGGCCUUCUUGCUUCACUCAAUCACAGGCAGACCAUUCUCUGCACAUCGAGAGCCGAAAAGUCGUUCUUCCUCCUAAAAGAUAUUACAAGAACAACGGCUACCUGAUGGUUUCGUGCAAUGGCGGUCUUAAUCAGAUGCGCUCUGCGAUAUGUGAUAUGGUUGCUGUUGCAAGAUACAUGAACGUAACGCUGAUUGUGCCAGAGCUGGACAAAACCUCAUUUUGGGCAGACCCAAGUGAAUUCGAAGAUAUAUUUGAUGUGGAUCAUUUUAUAUCAUCCUUGCGAGAUGAAGUUCGAAUUCUGAAGGAGCUCCCCCCAAGAUUAAAGAGAGUAUCUGAGCAAGGAACUCUUUUCUCCAUGCCUCCUGUUAGUUGGUCUGACAUUUCUUACUAUCUUAAUCAGAUAUUGCCGUUGGUAAAGAAGCACAAGGUUGUGCAUUUGAACAGGACAGAUGCUCGAUUAGCUAACAAUGGCCUGCCUCUGGAUAUUCAAAAGCUGCGAUGUCGAGUAAACUACCAUGCAUUGCGGUUCACUUCUCAAAUUGAAGAAUUGGGCAGAAGAGUGAUCAAUCAAUUACGUCAAAAUGGGCCAUUUUUGGUUCUCCAUCUUCGCUAUGAGAUGGACAUGUUAGCUUUCUCUGGCUGCACUCAUGGUUGCACGAAGCAAGAAGUGGAUGAACUGACAGAAAUGCGGUAUGCAUAUCCUUGGUGGAAAGAGAAAGUUAUUGAUUCUGUACAGAAAAGAAAAGACGGCCUUUGCCCUUUGACUCCAGAAGAAACUGCUCUUAUACUACAGGCACUUGAUUUUGAUAAAAAUAUUCAAAUAUAUAUAGCUGCAGGAGCAAUAUAUGGUGGUGACCGCAGGAUGUCUAGUCUUUCCUCUGCAUUUCCUAAUAUUGUCAGAAAGGAAAUAUUGUUAGGAUCUUCAGAUCUUAAGCCUUUUCGAAACCACUCCUCCCAAAUGGCUGCACUGGAUUAUAUGGUUUCAUUAGAAAGUGAUGUAUUCAUUCCUACUUAUGAUGGCAAUAUGGCAAAAGUUGUUGAAGGCCACAGAAGAUUCUUGGGAUUCAAGAAAACGGUCCUGCUGGACAGAAAACUCUUGGUUGAUCUUAUUGAUCAGUACACAAGUGGAUCUUUGUCAUGGGAUCACUUCUCCUUGGCAGUUAAACAAGCUCAUCAAAAUCGAAAUGGAUCCCGACAGACUAGGCUGGUAAUUCCAGAUAGACCCAAAGAAGAGGAUUAUUUUUAUGCCAACCCGCAAGAAUGUCUCCCUCCAUUUGAUGAUGACAAUGAAGAUGAUGCAUUAAGGAUCGACAUGUAAUUGAUUGAUUCAAAUUUUGGGUAUUUCUUGAAUAAGCAAUAUUUUGGUUGCUUCAUUGAGCGCCAAGAGAGGAUCUGCAACAUCUUGAAGAGUAAAUAAGCAGUAAGCUGCUGAUUGGAGAAAUGAGGCCUCUGUAAUGAAGAGAAGCUGAAGGUGCAUGGUUGAUAUUUAAGGUUUUACAGUUAGUUACUCCUCUGCAAUGUGUGCAGUUGGUUCUCGUGUCAAUGUGACCGAGUGAAUGCUCUGGAAAUGUUUGUUCAGUUGUUCCUCUGAGGCUAUAUCUGCAUUCUACCCAUGUAGCAGAUGUUUUGGGCUCAAUAUAAAGGAUUGCAAAAGGGAGAGUUUGGAAACCAUUUUCUCACGCUUCUUUCUCUUUCCAUCUUUUGUAAUAUAUCCUUGUUACAUAAUUUUAUCUUACACCUUCCUGUUCUUUUA
Molecule: messenger RNA, 2918 nt
Organism: Nymphaea colorata (pocket water lily)
Lineage: Eukaryota; Viridiplantae; Streptophyta; Magnoliopsida; Nymphaeales; Nymphaeaceae
Product: rhamnogalacturonan I rhamnosyltransferase 1-like
Exons: 8
Coding region: 990-2483 (497 amino acids)
Cellular component (GO): cytoplasm
Source: RefSeq, a predicted model, not a curated record